AUGCUCCGAGUAGAAUUCACUCGCAAAAGACGGGGCGGAGAGGUAGACGGUGCUACUAAAAGGCAAAGGAUCGAGUCUGAGGAACAAGAAGCCUCCGAAGGGCAACUCGAAGAAUCACUCGAGGAGCAACUUGAAGAUACCACCGAAGAAGACACCACGUACGGCGAAACUAAAAGAAAACAAAUCGAUAUCUCUACUCUAGAUCUCGAUAAGUCCUAUGAAGAUGAGAUAGAAUGGCCGCCUAAGAAAGUCGAGCAACCAAGAAAACGAUGGACAUGGGAGGAAGGAAUAAUGCCUGGUAUGUUUGAGCAGCGAUUAGAGCAGUACAGGAUAGUUGAGGCACAGCGAGAAAAACUCAAAAUCAAUGAACCCGAAGGCCUAAGCUGGGACGUCUACACGCGAAUCAACACACUCAAGGAAAUAAAAGAAGAUGUCCUAGGCAACGACGAGUAUGUGCAGUUUGAGCAGGUUCCAAGUAUCGACGCAUUACUAGAGCUUAUCGUAGGGAAACAGCUUUCACAGCCACGGCGAUUUGAUUGGGAUGAAUUCGAAGCUCUUAAUAAAGCUCAUGAGGGACAUAAGGGAUUUUUGGUUGAAGCAUACCCGAUGUCCCUAAGACUUGUAGGCUACCCCGGUGAGGCACAGAUAGACGUCCUCCACGACACAGGUUCUUCAGUAAUGCUCAUCUGGCAAAGCGAUCUUCGCCUAGCAAUGGGAGCACUAGGUCCACCCGAGGGCUACCCAGCAGUCAUAUCCGUUGGCAUGACACAAAUAGGCAGCGAACAAGGCACGUUGGCCUACCCCGUCGUUGAGGUAGAGGUAAGGCUACCCUCAGACGAUGACGAUAAUAGUCCAAUGACCCGAUGGACACGGGGGGUUUUCGGCGUUGGGUAUGGGACAAUUUAA
Molecule: messenger RNA, 906 nt
Organism: Penicillium angulare
Lineage: Eukaryota; Fungi; Ascomycota; Eurotiomycetes; Eurotiales; Aspergillaceae
Exons: 5
Coding region: 1-906 (301 amino acids)
Source: RefSeq, a predicted model, not a curated record